CUUCUCGCGAUAUUUCCGUAGUGGGUGGUGAAGUCAGAGAUAUGGCAGCCGUUGCCCUGAAGUCUUGUCGCAAAGGACUGUCUCACAUUUUGAGGGAUGGAGCAGUCGCUACUUUCUCGCCAAAGGCUUUGGGAGGGGUGAGACAGAAGUCCUCUAUACAGUAUGCAACGAGGCCAGAGCUCCCUAAGCUGGCCUACCGCAGGGUAAAGGGGAAGAGUCCAGGCGUGGUCUUCCUGCCUGGGUAUGGAUCCAACAUGAACGGCCAGAAAGCUGAGGCCCUGGAGGAGUUCUGCAGGUCGCUUGGACACUCAUACCUUAGGUUUGACUACACAGGCCAUGGGUUAUCGGAGGGGGUGUUCGCUGAAGGGACCAUCGGCACCUGGAAGAAAGAUGUCCUCUUCGUGUUGGAUGAACUAACAGAGGGUCCACAGAUCAUGGUGGGGUCCAGUAUGGGCGGCUGGCUCAUGCUGUUGGCAGCUAUCGCCAGGCCGGAGAAGACUGCAGCUCUGGUGGGCAUAUCCACAGCAGCAGACCACAUUGUCACAGCCUUCAAGUCAAUGUCUUUAGAGGUGCGUAAGGAGAUUGAAGAGAAGGGCGUGCUGACUGUGCCCACCAAGCACAGUGAGGAGGGCACCUACACGUUCACUAUUGGCUUCCUGAACGAGGCGGAGAACCAUUGUGUCCUCCAGAGCCCCCUCCCCAUCACCUGCCCUGUGAGGCUCAUCCACGGCCUGAAGGACGACGACGUGCCCUGGCACAUCUCCAUGCAAGUGGCCCAGCGCGUCCUCAGCCCCGACGUGGACGUCAUCCUCCGCCGCCACGGUCAGCACCGCAUGGCUGAGAAGGAUGACAUCAGGCUCAUGGUCUACACCAUCGACGACCUCAUAGACAAGCUGACCACCCUCGUUUGAGUUGGGGGGGGGGGGGGGGGGUUAGGAAUGCACCCCAUUGGAGAGGCAGGAGCAACCAUAUAUGAUCCCACUCUCCCCUUACCCUUCCUUCCAUCCUGCCCAGUUUGUCCUCAGUAUGCUGUUUCAAAGCAAGAGAGAAAGACAAGGAUUAUCGAAAGUACAAACUGUGAUGGAACGAGGAUGUCGUCUGUCAGAAACCUCAGCCAGGUCCCUAAUGCCUGCCUUGGGAAGGGAGUGUGUCUUUUACCAGUUUACUCUGUGCAGUGUUUUUUAGGUAAACCUUUCUACAGGCAAUACUGCCACUGCUAAUGCUGCCACUGUUUGACAGAUCCCAAUAGUUCUAGUGUGCCUUUUUUACCACGUCUCAUACCCGUUGGGUCAACAAAGCCUCUGCACAGCAGAGUGGAGCGCAGGUCUCGUCUAAUUGUGCAUGCAGAUAUUAUAUGAGGCACAGAUAGAAUACACACAGACAACAAGCUCCAUCAAACUGCCUCCUACGCAGAAGCACUGUGACAUAGUGUGGUGAUCGGUCCAAGCUGUAUUUUCACACAGUGUACAGUCUUUUUUGGAAUCGACACAAUCUCAAAAUAGCUGAAGAAAAGUCAAGAGGAAUACAUUUUUAUUUUACUGUACAUCCACACACCUUCCCAUGUGCCAGUCUGAGCCACUGGGCUGUUGAUUAACAUGUCGUUCGUUGGUUAUUGGACUGUGUUCAAUGGGGCAGAAAGUCAGUCCUGCUGCAGCAGACGCAGUAACUCUCUCUCUCUCUGAUCCCCUAACUGCUGCUCUGACCUUUCACUCUUCGGCAGAAUGUUUGCAAUCAGUCACCUACGCAUCACAACACCAACCGGAUGACAAAACUCAAACAUGAGCACGCAUCAGGGUGUAGAACAAAGCGCCUGAGUUAUGUAAGUACUGUACAUUGCCUUUGGAAAGUGUUCAGACCCCUUGACUUUUUCCACAUUUUGUUACGUUAGCCUUAUUCUAAAAUGGAUCAAAAUGGGGUUUUUUCUCAGCAAUCUACACACAGUACCCCAUAAUGACAAAGCAAAAACAGUUAUUUUAGAAAUUUUUGCAAAUGUAUUCAAAAUAAAAAACAAAUACCUUAUUUACAUAAGUAUUCAGACCCUUUGCUAUGAGACUUGAAAUUGAGCUCAGGUGCAUCUUGUUUCCAUUGAUCAUCCUUGAGAUGUUUCUACAACUUGAUUGGAGUCUAUCUGUGGUAAAUUCAAUUGAAUGGACAUUAUUUGGAAAGGCAUACACCUGUCUAUAUAAAGGUCCCACAGUUGACAGUGCAUGUCAGCGCAAAAACCAAGCCAUGAGGUCGAAGGAAUUGUCAGUAGAGCUCCGAGACAGGAUUGUGAGGAGGCACAGAUCUGGGGAAGGAUACCAAAACAUGUCUGCAGCAUUGAAGAUCCCCAAGAACACAGAGGACUCCAUCAUUCUACAAUUGAAAAAGUUUGGAACCACCAAAGACUUUUCCUAGAGCUGGCCGCCCGGCCAAACUAAGCAAUCGGGGUAGAAGGGCCUUGGUCAAGGAGGUGACCAAGAUUCCGAUGGUCACUUUGACAGAGCUCUAGAGUUCCUCUGUGGAGAUGGGAGAAACUUCCAGAAGGACAACUAUCUCUGCAGCACUCUACCAAUCAGUUGGACAGACUGGUUGAGUGGCCAGACGGAAGCUACUUCUCAGUAAAAGGCACAUGACAGCCCGCUUGGAGUUUUCCAAAAGUACCCUAAAGACUCUCAGACCAUGAUAAACAAGAUUCUCUGUUCUGAUGUAACCAAGAUUGAACAAGCCUGAAUGCCAAGUGUCACGUCUGGAGUAAAUCUGGCCCCAUCCCUACGGUGAAGCAUGGUGGUGGCAACAUCAUGCUGUGGGGAUGUUUUUCAGUGGCAGGGACUGGGAGACUAGUCAGGAUCGAGGCAAAGAUGAACGGAGCAAAGUACAGAGAUCCUUGAUGAAAACCUGCUCCAGAGCGCUCAGGAUCUCAGACUGGGGCGAAGGUUCACCUUACAACAGGACAACGACCCUAAGCACACAGCCAAGACAACGCAGGAGUGGCUCCGGGACAAGUCUCUGAAUGUCCUUGAGUGGUUCAGCCAGAGCCCGGAUGAAUCCAAUCGAACAUCUCUGGAGAGACCUGAAAAUAGCUGUGCAGCAAUUCUUUCCAUCCAACCUGACAGAGCUUGAGAGGAUUUGCAGAGAAGAAUGGGAAAAACUCCCCAAAUACAGGUGUAGCAAGCUUGUAGCAUCCUACCCAAGAAGACUCGAUGCUGUAAUCACUGCCAACGGUGCUUCAACAAAGUACUGAUUAAAGGGUCUGAAUACUUAUGUAAAUGUGAUAUUUCCUGUUUUUAUUUUUGUAUAAUUUAGCAAAAUGUCUAAACCUGUUUUUGCUUUGUCAUUAUGGGGUAUUGUUCGUAGAUUGAGCCCAAAAAAAUGUAAUCCAUUUUAGAAUACGGCUGUAACGUAACAAAAUGUAGAAAGAGUCAAGGGGUCUGAAUACUUUCUAAAUGCACUGUAUGUACAUUACUGGUGAGGAAUUUACUAAUAUGUAGUGCUAGACCAUAUAUCAUAAUGACAAGGGCUAGAAGUGCAUACACUCAGAUAUAGUGAUGGUGAGAAUACUCCUGAAUUUAUUUUAGCUUGACAGUCAAAUGGUACAGUAUUGCAAUGAUGUUAGGAUUCAAAAGCUUAACGGACAUUCUGGAAAAUCAUCUAUUUCCCGUAUUUCAACACUUUCUGAAUAUUUUUUCCAGCUUGUGAUGCAUGAUGUCAUUUCAGUACUGUAGCCUUCACCGCACUCAGACCCUCUCUCCAGAUCUAUCUGUCAUCCACCUCUAUAACUCUAACCCAAUUAAAGCAGAGCAAUGGCUCUCAUUAUCAAAAUUGAGAGACAAGCUGCAAGUCAGACACUAAUGGGUUGUACUGUGCCUUCCAAAUUUACAGAUACAUUUAAGGUAGGUGAAAACGUGGUUUUAUUUAUCUGGUUCUAUAAAUUGUGAGUCUGGGCUCCAAUCCAAUGUGAGAGUAGUAAGGCCAAAUACAUCAACAAUGAGUAGUUAACAUUUGUCAUGUGCCUUUUAGAUAUUGUCCAUGGGCAUGAUCAGUGCCGACCUGUCAUUCAUGGCAGGUGGAGCCCCACCUGUUUAGCUAAAAAAUAUAACACUUUUUUUUGUUGCCUGUUUUGCAUGUUAUUUUAGCAUUAUUAUGUGUCACAUACCAGUUUGCAAACAAUGUAAAAAAAUAAAUAAAUAAUAAUUUAAUAAAGCCACAUACAAACAUG
Messenger RNA from Salvelinus fontinalis (brook trout), 4198 nucleotides. Its product is annotated as palmitoyl-protein thioesterase ABHD10, mitochondrial-like. Gene Ontology annotation, molecular function: hydrolase activity, hydrolyzing O-glycosyl compounds; palmitoyl-(protein) hydrolase activity. The transcript is spliced from 5 exons. NCBI's taxonomy places the organism in Eukaryota, Metazoa, Chordata, Actinopteri, Salmoniformes, Salmonidae. Gene Ontology annotation, cellular component: mitochondrion. Gene Ontology annotation, biological process: protein depalmitoylation. Bases 42 to 911 code for a protein of 289 amino acids. The record is from RefSeq and is a predicted model, not a curated record.